Phoenix dactylifera (date palm) is the source of this 1595-nucleotide messenger RNA. NCBI's taxonomy places the organism in Eukaryota, Viridiplantae, Streptophyta, Magnoliopsida, Arecales, Arecaceae. The record is from RefSeq and is a predicted model, not a curated record.
CGUCCAUUCGAUGUCCUCAUCUUGUUGUCAUUCGAAGACUUAGCCUCCAUCCGGCCAUCUCGUCGCUUCCACACCACACCUCCACCUCCAUCUUUUUUCCCAUCUGGCCAUCUCCAGCUCCUCCUUUCAUGGCCCCUCCAAUUCUCCCACACACCGCUCCCAUACCCUCCCCUCCCCCCAGCUCCGUGAAAGAGCUCACCAACUCCACAUCCCUUGGCUCCGUUCCCCCCCAGUAUGCCAUCCGAAACCCCGAGACCACCAUGGACAUCGAACCCAUCAUCGAAGAAGAAAUCCCAACCGUUGACUUCUCUCUGCUGACCGAAGGAACACCUGAGCAAAGGUCUCAGGUGGUUCGCCACCUCGGCAAGGCUUGUGAGGACUGGGGCUUCUUCAUGGUCGUGAACCAUGGUAUACCGGAGAGACUAAGGGAGGCGAUGCUGAUCUCGAUGAAGGAAUUCUUUGAUCAGACGGAGGAGGAGAAGGGAGAGUACACUGGCAAGCAUGUGAUGGAUCCCAUCAGGUAUGGGACUAGUUUCAAUUUAACGGUGGAUGAUGUCAGGUACUGGAGGGACUAUCUGAAAGUUUUUGUGCACCCGAUUUUGUAUUCACCCGCUAAGCCUCCAAGUUUCAGGGAGAUAUCAAAGGAGUACGCUGCGUCCACUAGAGCAAUGGGAAUGGAACUUCUGAGAGGAAUAUGGGAGAGCUUGGGAUUAGAGGAGAAUGACAUGACCAAGGCCUUGGACCUCCAUUCCUGUUACCAGGUUCUCGUGGGCAAUAUAUACCCUCCGUGCCCACAACCCGAGCUGGCCAUCGGCCUCCCCGCUCACUCGGACCAUGGCCUUCUCACCAUCCUCCUGCAGAACGGCGUCAACGGACUCCAAGUGAAGCGGAGAGGCAGCUGGGUCCGUGUCGAACCCCUCCCUAACUCGUUCCUCGUCAACACUGGCGAUCAAAUGGAGGUCGUCAGCAAUGGAAGGUAUAAGAGUGUGCUGCACCGGGCUGAGGUGAAUAGCCAAAGCACGAGGAUGUCGAUAGCAACCGUGGUGGCACCAUCGCUUGAUACGAUUGUCGAGCCAGCCUCUCAGCUGGUGGGCGAUGAGCACCCGAUGAUGUUUCGAGGCAUGCGGUAUGGAGAGUACUUGGAGUGUCAGCAGGCCACCCGGCUCAAGGCCAAGUCUGCGCUGGAUCCUGUAAGACUGCAUGCCGAGUAGCAUCACCCUUCUCUGACAUGUCAAAGUGUUUCACCUGAGUAUUAGAACUGGUUCUUUCUGUACUAGCGCGACGUUAGUACUCUAUUAUUAUAGUAUAGUAUGAGAUCUUUCAGUAUUAUGUAUGCUAUUUGUAUCAGAGAUAGAUACAGUUAUACCAUCCGAUUUGGAAUUAUGCUAUCUGAUUUGAACUGAUACAAUAAAUUAGAUAGCAUAAUCGGCCGGUUUGGAUCGGUAUGGUAAAUAAGGUAGCACCAAGAAAGAACUCAAAUAUCCACCCUAUAUAAAAAUAUCGUAUGUGCUAUCUUUGUUGGCUUUUGCUAAAGCAAAGCUUGUAUGAUAUUGAAUGAAUAUUGUAUGUAGUUAAAAAGAAAGGCCUUAUCGUCA